This is a messenger RNA of Penicillium nucicola, 4182 nucleotides long. Its product is annotated as CDR ABC transporter. The coding region runs from base 1 to 4182 and encodes 1393 amino acids. Lineage: Eukaryota; Fungi; Ascomycota; Eurotiomycetes; Eurotiales; Aspergillaceae. The transcript is spliced from 7 exons. Gene Ontology annotation, molecular function: ATP hydrolysis activity; ATP binding; ABC-type transporter activity. Gene Ontology annotation, cellular component: membrane. The record is from RefSeq and is a predicted model, not a curated record. Gene Ontology annotation, biological process: transmembrane transport.
AUGGACGAGGCAAAAAUCCCUACCCAGUCCGAUGGGUUGGUCGAAUCCGAGCUACACGUACCAUCGGAAUCGUCAACUUCAGCAUCGCAGAUCAUCAAAAUGGAGCCAAUUGCGGAUAGUGUGAGAGACUUUCUCAAGGCACGUCAGCCCGAUCACCUCGACCUGUCCGAUCACACCGGCGUGGUCUUUGACAACAUAUCAGCCGUGGGAAGCGGAACCGGAUCACAAGAUGCACCUACAGUCACGUCCGCGGCCAAGUCGGCCUUUGGGCUGUUGAGCCAUUUGCAAAACAGAAAAAGCAGACAGUACUCUCGACCCAUCCUCAGUGGAUUCGCGGGUACAAUUGAACCGGGAAAAAUGUUACUUGUGCUAGGAAAGCCAGGGAGUGGCUGUACGACUUUUCUCAAAACCCUUUCGGGGUUAUGGGAUGAGUAUAAGGAGAUACAGGGAGAACUCAGUCUGGACAGUCAUCCGCUGCAAGAUGUGAUGUCACACAGGCCUCAAGAUAUUCUGUUCUGCGGUAAGUCUCUACUACUGAUUUCGGAUGACCACUUCCCUACGUUGACCGUUGCGGAAACCUUACGCUUUGCGAUCCGAGCACGCUGCGGUUCUAAUUUCUCGUCUGGAGCAGUUGAUGAAAUGGUAGCUCAGCUGGCCAAGCUCGUCGGCCUUGAAAAUGUUUUGAGCACUAAGGUCGGGGAUGCGAAAAUACGAGGAGUCAGUGGGGGAGAGCGCCGCCGAGUGUCUUUGGCAGAGGCCCUGGCUACUUGUGCUCGUCUCAUUUGCAUGGAUAAUCCAACUCACGGAUUGGACUCUUCCACUGCAGUUGAAUUCAUGGAGAUGAUGCGUGAGUGGACGACCCAAAGUCAAUGUGUGGCUGCGAUGAGCGUCUAUCAAGCCAGUGAUGCCAUUUUCAACUACUUUGACAAAGUAUUGGUCAUCAAUUCUGGCCGACAGAUCUUCUAUGGCCCAGUUCAAGAGGCGAAGUCAUAUUUCGAAGAUUUAGGGUUUGAGUGCUUAUCGACUACGACCGUGACCGACUUCCUCAAUAUGAUGUCUGCGGGACCAGACGUGCGACGAGCUCGGGAAGGAAUGGAAAGCCAGAUUCCGAGGACCCCAGAGGAUUUUGAGCGUGCAUUCCAUGCUAGUCGUUUUUACCAGGCAUUGCAAGUCUCGGUACAAGAGUCCAAGAAACGAGAUCAAACACACCCCAGCACUCUAACCAAAACCCCAGCAUUUGCUCUUCCUAUCCUUCACCAGAUUUGGUACUGUGCCGGUCGCCAGUUUCGCAUCGUCACUAGUGAUUACAGCUUGUGGGCAGUAGAGCUCACCACUAUUGUGGUCCAAAGUCUGGUGUUGGGAACACUUUUCCGGAACCAGCAGCGAACAACAAAAUCCCUGUUUAUAUUUGCAUCUUCCCUGUUCUAUUCAGUCCUGGUCCCAGCCUUGCAGUCAAUGGCAGAAUUCGGCAAUGGAUUUGCUCAGAGACCGCUGAUUUUGAAACAAAAGCGAUACCAGAUUUGUCGUCCUAUUGCUUAUGCAUUUGGCUUGAUCACAACGGAUGUCGUGUGGAAGGUGGCUGCAAUCUGCUACAAUAUUCCGUUAUAUUUCCUGACCGGACUCCAAAGGUCAGCCGGGAACUUCUUCACCUGGUUCCUGAUCGUCUAUCUAGAACACCUUGCUUUGUCAAUGUUUUUCCGCUCUGUGGCUAUCUUUUCUCCCAACAUGCACCGUGCAGUGCUACCUGUGGGAAUAUUCUUCAAUAUGUAUGUUUUAUAUACGGGGCUCUACGUGCCCGCGCCUCAGAUGCAAGUUUGGCUUGGUUGGUUGCGAUAUUUGAAUCCCCUCUACUAUGCAUUCGAAUCGGUUAUGGUAAAUGAAUUUGGAGACCUCAGCUACGACUGUAGCUCUUCAGAUUUGGUUCCAUCGGGGCCAGAUUAUAACGACAUAGCUCAUCAAGUCUGCACCGUCGUGGGGUCACAACCCGGGGAUUCUCUUCUAUCUGGUGCGUCGUACAUUCACGCCCAGUACGGAUUUGAACAGUCUCAUCUCUGGCGAAAUGUUGGCAUCAUUGCGGCAUUAUUUGUCUUCUUUGCCCUUUGCUCUGGAAUUGGAAUGGAGAUGCUGAAGACACCGGCAGGCCAGUUGGCCACCGUCUUUUACAAGAGCGGCCCCCGAGGAGUAAACCGUAAUCACAUCACCGACAACGAAACAGGACAAAUCAACGCGGUUGAAGGAGUGAAUAUCCCACCUGAGAACAACAGCAAUGAAAGUCGUUCACAACAAGUUCAGGACCCCGAAAAGAGUCACACUCUGGCAUGGACUAAUCUGAGUCUUGACUUGAAGACGAAGGAGGGAGCACGACUUCUACUUAAUAGUCUCAAUGGCUCAGUCAAGAGCGGACAGCUCAAGGCUCUGAUGGGGGUUUCAGGCGCAGGAAAAACAACGUUGCUGAAUGCACUCGCCGGUCGGUCAACUGUCGGCACUCUCACUGGAACUUUGGCACUCAACGGGCAGGUUCUGCCUUCGUUCUUCCGAAGUCGUAUGGGUUAUGUACAGCAGCAGGACAUCCAUUUACCAACCCAGAGUGUCCGCGAGGCAUUGCAAAUGACAGCGCGACUCAGACGCCCAGAGUCCAUCUCGGUCGCAGAUAAGAAUGCUUACGUUGAGAAAGUGAUCGAGUGGUUGAGUAUGGAGGAUAUUGCAGAUGCUUUGGUUGGUGUCCCCGGUGCCGGUCUAAAUCUCGAGCAGCGGAAGAAGGUAAGCAUUGGCGUGGAGAUGGCCUCUAAACCAGAGAUUCUCUUUCUGGAUGAGCCGACCUCAGGUCUCGAUGGCCAGUCCGCCAUGUUGAUUGCUGGUUUACUUCGUCGCUUGGCGGAUUCUGGUCAAGCCAUACUGUGUACAAUUCAUCAGCCAGCAGCUGAGCUCAUUGAGAAGUUUGAUCAGUUGUAUCUUCUCAGCCGCGGAGGAAACUUGGUAUAUGACGGCGCACUUGGAACGCGCUGUCGACAGGCAAUUGAGUACUUCCAACCACGCAGUCGACCCUGCAGCCCGGAAGAAAACCCAGCAGAGUAUUUCCUGGCCGUUAUCGGUGCUGGGUCACGCAAUGGCGCCCAUAUUGAUUGGCCUACUCUUUGGCAUGGCAGCCAGCAGAGCAAGGAGCAAGAAAAAGCCGAACAAGGCUUGAUUCUUGCAGAGCAAACACCACCAAUGGAGAAACAGUCUUUGUAUUCUGCACCAUUUUUUGUACAGUUGUGGGUUGUGAUUCAAAGAACUUCGCUCUAUUACUGGAGAGAACCUGAUUACCUCACUUCCAAGCUUUGGAUGAGCGUUGGGAAUGCGCUCUUGAAUUCUCUUACAUACCUGCAAUCACCCAACACAGAGCGAGGAGCAUACAACCGGGUUUUCUCCGCAUUCAUGUCACUCAUCGUGGGCCCUCCACUCGGCCUGCAAGUACAACCACGCUUCGUGACGCUGAGGGAUAUUUUCGUUCUUCGAGAGCGAGAGAGCCUGACAUAUCAUUGGAUGGCAUGGGUCCUUUCUGCAUUCAUCGUGGAAUUACCUUUUACAUUUCUCAGCGCACUGAUCUACUGGCUACUUUGGUACUUCCCGGUUGGAUAUUUCUACGCCCCCGACCGUGCAGGAUACAGCUUCCUCAUGUAUGAGCUCUUUGCAGUAUUUGCCACUAGCUUGGCUCAGUUGUGUGCAUCGCUGAUGCCCAAUAUUGAGGCUGCAUUCGCUGCCAACGGGUUUUUCUUUAUGUUUUGCAACACCUUUGCUGGUACGCUGUCUCCAAAGCCGGUAACUCCUUCCGGUUGGAGCUGGUACUACAAGGUGUCUCCCCUCUUUUACUGGAGUGAGGGAGUCACCGUGGAUAUCUUACAUGAUUUGCCGAUCCAGUGCAAGCCCUCCGAAGUCUCAAUUUUCUACCCGGUUAAUGGCAGCACUUGUGGCCAGUAUGCCCAGGAUUUCCUGAAAACUGCUACAGGAUACCUGCUCAACCCUGAAAAUACGACUGAGUGUGAAUACUGUCGAUACACCGACGGACAAUCAUACUACCUGCAAUAUGGCUACGAGCUUGCGAAUCAGCAUCGCAAUAUUGGAAUUUUCAUCGGGUUCAUUGCGUUCAACUUCACCAUGGUUUUGGUAAUCACCUAUCUCACCAAAAUGCGUCGCCAAUGA